Fusarium subglutinans is the source of this 2280-nucleotide messenger RNA. RefSeq names its product heterokaryon incompatibility het-6. The record is from RefSeq and is a predicted model, not a curated record. Bases 1 to 2280 code for a protein of 759 amino acids. NCBI's taxonomy places the organism in Eukaryota, Fungi, Ascomycota, Sordariomycetes, Hypocreales, Nectriaceae. The transcript is spliced from 2 exons.
AUGGCUGCCGAAAUAGCCAUUGCAGCUGUUGGUGUGACAUUGGCUGGCAUCCAAGUCGCAGCGGUCAUCGACAACUAUGCUCAGAAAAGACGCAGUCCCUAUGCACGGCUCAAUCGAAAGAUAGCAAGUCUUGUCGAUGCUGUGUCUUUGGAAGGAGCCAAUAGCCUAGCCAACAGUUCAACGCAGUUUGCGAUCUACAUCCAACAAGUACAGCGACAAAACGGCACCAUGGCUCCCUUUGCCUACCAGCCUUUGCGUCCCCAAGAACUUCGUAUUCUUGAGUUGAGCUCAGGUUCACCAGAAGACCCUCUCUCUGGCACUUUGGUGCAUAGAAAGCUAUCACCUGAAGACUCCGAAGUCCCAGAGUUCGAAGCACUGUCUUACUGUUGGGGUGACCAAUCUCAGUUGGAACCCAUUACACUUACGACGAGACACUCUAGUGAGGAAUUGCUACCAACUGGGAGCUUAGAGUCUGGAGACAUUGGUAUUGGACCGAAUCUGGCUGCAGCGCUGCGUUCUCUUCGAUACCCUUCUGAGAAGCGAAUACUCUGGUGCGACUCUAUCUGCAUCAAUCAAAAAGACCGCGAUGAACGCUCGUCUCAGGUUCAACGCAUGUACUUGGUAUACACCUUUGCCCUGAGAGUCGUUGUAUGGCUCGGCCCAGCGACAUCCUGGAGCGACCUCUUUAUGGACACACUUCAGCAGGUGGGAACGCAUGUCAAGUCUGGUCACUGGGACGAAGUUCGAGGCACUUUCGUCUUCGCUUUCAACACAGUGACAACAGCGGGGUCUCCCGUAACAUCUGAUCCUGACCCUGGAGUGCUGAGAAGAGAACAAUGGCACGCUUUAGAGAGCUUCCUAGCUCUGGACUGGCAUAGACGCCUCUGGACUUAUCAGGAGAUUAUCUUGGCCAAUCAAGAAGCGUCUAUAGUCAGAAUAGGUGGCAGAGAGAUAUUAUGGACCAGGUUGAAGUGCUUGGUAACUUAUACGUGUUAUCUGGAGCUUUUGGGUGAAUGGUUCGUUGAUGUCAACAGGUUUCGGGAUAACUGGGAGCUCUUCCUUCGCAAGGUGAUAGCAUGCCAAAUACCGUGGACCAAGAAUGGCUAUAGUUGCAUACCUCUUCUAGAUACCACGAAGCAGUAUCAAUGCUCUGACUUUCGCGAUAAAGUCUUUGCUCUUCGGGGGUUACUCAAACCUGCUGUGGCUGAAAGGAUGAUGGUGGACUACACCAAGUCUGCCAAGGAGGUUUUCACUUUGAUCUGUUUGGAUCAACUUCACCACGAGUUGCAAUUACAGUUCUUGAACUAUUGCAACAUGGACAAACGGCCAAGUUGGGUAGCAGACUUGGACAGACCUCUUACCAGUCUUGCUCUCAGUUGCGACUCAGCUGCGAGGUCUUGCACUUCAGCCCUGUUGGUGGAACCUGAUAUACUAGAGGUUCCAGGAGUAUUUUGCGACCAAGUAUCCUGCGAUCCAUACCUCCUGUCAAAGGGAAACUCGUCAACAUCAAAGAAGGAGCAUAUCGACGUAUUUCUUGACAUGAUUCAAUAUCUCGUGGGAAGCGAUCUUGUUCUUGAAGGCAAAUGUCUCGACAGGUUCAUCAUGAUGAUUAUGUCAGGAGCCCUGUGGGAUUUUGACCAGCAGAGAUUUGACCCUCCCGGCAAAAGGCGGCUGAAAUCUUUGCAAGACUGGCAAACAAGAAUAAGAGACUGGAUGAGCGGUAUUUUCAACGAUGAUAAUCCAAAAGUCCCCUGGCGAGAAAGCGACUCCGCGUAUCUACGCUCCAUCGUCCCAGUCGAGCCAGCAAUCGGGUGUUGCAGAACCAGCAGCGGUAGUUUCGCUCGCGUCCCAGCAGCGAGUCGCGCCGGUGAUGUAAUAGUAGUGCUCCUUGGUUUGUGCAACCCCCUCGUGCUACGACCGCAAGAGACUCCUGGGUAUUUUCACGUCGUGGGGCCUUGCUAUCACCCCGACUUCGCCAAUAGUGAAGCGUUGCUGGGCGAUGACUUCCACGGCUGGGGCUACGUAUGGAAUUUGGUUCCAUCGAUGCUUCGCUUCUUUAAAGACGGGCAUCCUGAUCGAUUGACAGACCCGAGGCUAGAUGAUGUUCCUUCGAGCGAGAGUUUCACUGAAGGGACUUUGGAGGAGAGCGGUCAUGAAUGUCCGAUUUGGAUAUACAAGGAUCCAUAUGGGUGCACUUACGAGACGUCUUUCGAUCCUCGGAUGUCGGAGAACUCGUUGAGGAGCAGGGGAGUCCCAAUAGAGAGAUUUCGACUGAUCUAA